UGUUGGAAGCAUGGAAGCAAAGCAGAGGCCGAGAAUGGCGGCAAAGCUAUUACUAAAUACCAAAAUCCGCAUCAACCCCACACUAUCUCUUUAGUAUUUUUCCAACCAACACCACAGACAACACCCUAAAAAGGGAGAGAACACUGGUGCCUUAAAUACCCAGAAACUGGAACUUUUGAAGGUACACACACAAACAACAGGUUCAGAGUAGGUAGGUGGGGGAUUUCUCUUUCUCACUUUGUGUUUAUGGUUUGAUAGCAAAGGUAAUUUCCAUUUGAAGGGAAGUGUUUUUAUGGGUAUGGACACUGCUUUGAGUAGCAGUGAUAUUGGCGUUUCAAACAAGCUAUCAUCAACCCUAGAUAGAAAUGGUGUUGCUUUGGCUUUGAAGCUGCAAAGUACUGAAUCAUUAUUCCUUCCUAAGUCGAUGAUGGGUCAUCAUCAUGAUCAUCACCGUCCAUUAUCAUUAUCUUCUGAGACGCUAGGUGGUUAUGGUGGUCGCAGUGGUCCCACCCGGAAGAAUGGAGCCAACGAGGUGUUAGGCAAUAUAUACCUUGAUGAUGUUACUGCUGUUGCCUCUGCUGCUAGUGGUGGUGCAGUUGUUAUAAGGACUUUGCAGCCUUUUGGUAUUUCAACCACUAAUACCACCAACACCGCCUUCAAAUCCCCAGGAGGGAUGGCAGCGACUUUGGGCUUUCCUUUUACAUCUGCUCAGUGGAAGGAGCUUGAGAUACAAGCUAUGAUCUACAAGUACAUGGUGGCCUCUGUACCUGUGCCUCCUGAUCUCCUCUUACCCAUUACCAGAAAUCUUCCUGCAGACCCUGCUGCUUACCGCUCUCCCAGUAAUGAUCCCUCCUCCUCUUCUUCUCUCUCUCUCCAUGAUAACUCUUGUGGGUUUUGCCUAUUUCACUCUCUGUUGAAGGGGGCUUGUUUUGUUCUUUGAAAGUUAAGUUCUUUCUUUUCUCUGUUUGUGGGCAGUGGGUGGUACUGGUAGUUCUGUGUUCAAUCUGCGGUAUUCGAGCAAUAAAGAUCUAGAGCCAGGAAGGUGCAAAAGAACGGAUGGGAAGAAAUGGAGGUGCUCAAGAGAUGUGGCGCCCAACCAGAAGUACUGUGAGCGCCACAUGAACAGAGGUCGUCCCCGUUCAAGAAAGCAUGUGGAAGUUCAUUCCUCUCUCAACAACGUCAACAAUAAUAACAAGAAGAAGACCUGCCUUAACCGCCCUCCUCUUCACACAACUCCAACGGCUACGCCUAACCCAACAGUUCAAUCCAAGGGUUCUUCAUCUCAGCUCGUUCGAUCUACUACCAUUCAAGCAAAUGAGACACCUUUGUUGGUUGAUACUAAAGCUGAUCUGAACUUCCCUGCCUCUUAUAAUGAACCCAGAAGUAGUUUGGAUUGGAUGGAAGGUGAAAUGGUAACGAUGGAUUCAUCUGCUCAAGAAUGGUUGGAUUUGGUGCACGCCAACCUUGGAUUGGCAAACUCCUCCGCUUUCCGGCAACAUUAUGGGGUAGAAGAGUCCUUGAAUCUGUAUGAAGACUUCAAUGGUCCUGUAGAGAACCAACAAAAUGAUGAGAGCAAUUUGUUUCUCAACACUGAGCUUGUGUCCAUGGAGAGGCUGACCCAAAUAGAGACUUCAAGGGGUUUUAUUGAUGCAUGGUCAAAUGACAAUCCCAACACACAGGACAAUAACAGCUACAACGAGUCCUCUGUUUCAUCUCAUGGAAACCUCUCGCCUUCUUCACUCACUCUGUCUAUGGCCAUGGCAGCUGGUGAAUCUGUCGAUGAGAAAAUGGGUAUGAUAAAAAUGGGAUUAGGUCUUAAAGUUUCAGAUGAACACAAGACUCAAGUUUCAAGCUGGCAGAGCCCUGGUCCGUGGGUGGCUUCAACAACACCAGGUGGGCCACUAGCUGAGGCCUUACGUCCUGUCUCGGCAGGCUCGAAUCCAGAAUCACCUCACGCCGGCAAUGGCGAUUCAGUUAGUCCUCCGCCAACUACCGUCUCGUCUCCUUCUGGGGUUCUCCACAGAACAAUGCUUUCUCUGUCUGAUAGCAGUGGUAGCAACAGUCCAACCGGUGCUCUCCGGUGGCUGAACUAGACGAAUAUGACAUCUUUCUCGUGUUGGGAUUUGGUGAUUUUGGUCAGCUUAUAUUUUCAACUUUUGAUAUGUUAUUGCUCGUUAGUUUUUAUUUUUGCUUCCAGACUGAGUUUCUAAGAUUUUGUUUUUGGCAUAUACAUAGAUUUCUCACAAAAUGCGAAGUGAAAUGGUUUGUGUAUCAUUCCUUUGUUGUUCUGUUUAUGUGGGGAUGAUGGGUGUCUCUUUCCCGGCUGAUCUUGACAAUCUUCUUGCC
This is a messenger RNA of Ilex paraguariensis (yerba mate), 2346 nucleotides long. The record is from the annotation of a GenBank genome assembly. Lineage: Eukaryota; Viridiplantae; Streptophyta; Magnoliopsida; Aquifoliales; Aquifoliaceae.